AUGUUAAAAACAAUUCGAAAAACAAGACUCAUGUAUUCAAUAUUUUGUUUUCUAUCAUUUUUUUGUUUCACAAUUCUAACUAUUAUUAGCUGGAAAUAUUUAAUUCUACAAAAUGAAAACAUAAAAUUGCUAAUUUCAAAUGUUGUAAAUGUUGCGAAAAAUCAAAUUAAUAUACUAUACUACUCAAGCUUUAGUAAUAACAAAACAAAAUCGAUUUCUUCAACAUCAAUAAAGACUUUACUAUUACAAAUUAAUAAACAUACUUUGAAUUUUACAGAUUCAAAAUUUAAUAAUCAUAAUACGACAUUAGAAACAACUAUUCAAUGUGUUGGCUCAUUAAAUAAUCGAUCUUGUUUGUACCAUAAUUUAUAUUAUGUCGAUGGUUCAUUUAUGGUUUUAGCAGUAAAAGGAAAACGUUUGCCUUUAUAUUCUGUACGGACAGAUGCCUUUGUACGAACGCCUACAACACCUAGAAAACUUGUUUUUGAUUCAUACUCUCAUCUUGAAAAAUUUAUUCGUAUUUCUAUUCGUCCAAGGAUAUUUUCAUCAGUCACUCUUUAUUUUAGUCAACUUUGGCAUUAUAAUAUUGGUCAUGCCAUUUUUGAUGGACUUUAUCCAGCAUAUGUUGCACUUAUUCGUUUUUCUCCAAAACAUCUUCAUCCUUUUCGAAUACUCGCUGGAUUAAAUGACUGCAAUAAUUGUUGGAGUGAAGAUGUUUAUAGCCGUUUUGGUGGUCUUGAAAUUCUUAAGCGAAGUGUUCUAAAUAAAAUGCCAAGAGAAAAAUGGUUUAUGUUUGAAGAACUUGUUAUGGGCAGUGGAACUUUGUGUCAACGUUGUACACAACCUAAUUUACAAUUACCUGGUGGCGUUGAAUUAGAUGCGUCAAGACUUUUUCGUGAUAGAAUGUAUCAACAACAUGGUCUUGUUCAACCCAUUGUUCGACAAAAUUCGUCAUCUGAAAAACGAACAUCUCAUGAUGUUCUUCAUGCAUAUAUUAUUCAUAAUAAACGUUUUACACGUAAUGAUCGAAAAGAAAUUGAUGCUGCUAUAAAUGAAAUAAAUAAUUACACGAAUUCAUAUUUGAAUAAAACAGCUAAAUUACAAUGGGCAUUAGUUCAGGUUUCUUAUCUCUUCUAUGAUCAAGUGAGAGCUCAAAACUGUAGUUCCAUUGAAAUAAAUGCAACAGCAAGUGGUUCUCGAUCAUCAACGCAUGAAUUAUUUGAAAAUAAAUUCAUAGCGCAAUUAAAAAUUUUGCGUCAAAUGGAUAUUCAUAUCACCGGACCAGGUACUGGACAAAUGUAUCAAACAUUUUUAUCAGAUGGAUCUGUAACUAUCAAUCUUGGAGGUAUAAGACCACCAGGAUUAGAAAAUACAGAAAAAGCAUAUACUUCAUAUUUGGAACAAUAUAUGACAAGUGGGACACCUUAUAUUAAAGGUCUUUAUUAUCCAAUUAAUGAAAGAACUAAAGGUAUUAAAAAAGAUGAAGUAAUUAAAUUAAUUCGACAAGCAUCACAGCUUAUUUUACAAGGUUUUUCAUUACCAGUUAAUGCUCGAGACAAUCUAGCGCCUGAUGGAAAAUUAUUUGUUGAACUGUGUGAAAAAGAUAAAAAAUUUUGUUCUUUAGUUACGACAAGAGUACCGAAUACAGAUUUUGAUUGUAUACAUUUAUGGGCAGAAGAUAUUAUACAUGAACAUCGUCAAUGGCAAUUAGAAGGCUUUAUUAUUAAUCGCCGAAAAGUUAUUUGUCCUUUUAAUCAUUCAUUACUACAUCAACUAAGAGAAAAAUAUGGAAUUAAACACAACCAGUCCAACCAUUGA
Messenger RNA from Rotaria sp. Silwood2, 1818 nucleotides. NCBI's taxonomy places the organism in Eukaryota, Metazoa, Rotifera, Eurotatoria, Philodinida, Philodinidae. The record is from the annotation of a GenBank genome assembly.